AUGAGGGGCUUGUCUCCACAGUACCUGUCGAGGGUGCACGACGACCACUUCCCCGUCGAGCGCCAGCUCAACGGCACCUACGCCAUCACCGGCGGGAAGGCACACUGUGGCCCCGCCAAGCUCUGCGAGUUCCACUCGCGCGACCCCGACGGGCUGCCGUGCAACCUGCGCAAGCCGUGCAACCGGCGCCUGGAGCCGCAGCCCGGGGUCUUCGACGGCCUGCGCGACGCCAUGGUGCGCGACUACGUGCGCCAGACGUGGAAGCUGGAGGUGAGGGCGGCCGACGGGGAUGGUGGGCUGCCGUGUCCUGCAGCUGCAAGCUGGGGAUGCGCUCGGGGCCGGGCUGGAAGGCUGAGGCCCCGGAAGGAGCAGGGCACGUAUGCACUGUCCCUGAUCUACGGGAAAACCGUGAACCACUACCUCAUCAGCCAGGACAAGGCGGGCAAAUACUGCAUUCCCGAGGGUGCCAAGUUUGACACACUCUGGCAGCUGGUGGAGUAUCUGAAGCUCAAGGCCGAUGGGCUCAUCUACUGCCUGAAGGAGGCCUGCCCCAACACCAGUGCCAGCACUGUCUCGGGCCUGUCUGUGUGCAUGUCCAUCCUGCUGCACUCAGGGGACUGCUCCCAGCCACAUCGGGGGCUCCCCGUGCACAGGCACAGGCUGAGGCCCCGGAAGGAGCAGGGCACGUAUGCACUGUCCCUGAUCUACGGGAAAACCGUGAACCACUACCUCAUCAGCCAGGACAAGGCGGGCAAAUACUGCAUUCCCGAGGGCACCAAGUUUGACACACUCUGGCAGCUGGUGGAGUAUCUGAAGCUCAAGGCCGAUGGGCUCAUCUACUGCCUGAAGGAGGCCUGCCCUAACACAAGCACCAGUGCUGCUUUGGGGGCCGCUGCUCCCACACUCCCAGCCCACCCCUCCACGUUCACCCACAUGAGUCAACGGAUCGACACCCUCAACUCAGAUGGAUACACCCCUGAACCAGCACAUCUAGAAUCCCCAGACAAGCUGCAGGCGAUGCCCAUGGACACAAGCAUGUACGAGAGCCCCUACAGUGACCCUGAGGAGCUCAAGGACAAGAAGCUCUUCCUGAAGCAUGAGAACCUCCUCAUAGCUGACAUUGAACUUGGCUGUGGCAACUUUGGCUCAGUGCGCCAGGGUGUCUACCGCAUGCGCAAGAAGCAGAUCAUGGUGGCCAUCAAGGUUCUGAAGCACAGCACAGAGAAGGCGGACAAAGACGAGAUGAUGCGGGAGGCGCAGAUCACGCACCAGCUGGACAACCCCUACCUCGUGUGGCUCAUCGGUGUCUGCCAGGCAGAAGCCCUCAUGCUCGUCAUGGAGAUGGCGGGUGGCGGACCCCUGCACAAGUUCCUGGUUGGAAAGAAGGAGGAGGUCCCCAUCAGCAACGUGGCUGAGCUGCUGCACCACGUGUCCAUGAGCAUGAAGUACCUGGAGGAGAAGAACUUUGUGCACCGUGACCUGGUGGCCCGCAACGUCCUCCUGGUCACCCGGCACUAUGCCAAGAUCAGCAACUUUGGCCUCUCCAAGGCACUGGGUGCUGACGACAGCUACUACACCGCCCGCUCAGCGGGGAAGUGGCCGCUCAAGUGGUACGUGCCCGAGUGCAUCAACUUCCGCACGUUCUCCAGCCGCAGUGACAUCUGGAGCUACGGGGUCACCAUGUGGGAGGCCUUCUCCUAUGGCCAGAAGCCCUACAAGUAAAUGAAGGGUCCCGAGGUCAUGGCCUUCACUGAGCAGGGCAGGCGGAUGGAGUGCCCUCCAGAGUGUCCACCUGAAAUGUACACACUCUUGAGCAACUGCUGGAUCUACAAGUGGGAGGAUCAUCUGGACUUCCAGACCGUGGAGCAGUGCAUGCGGACCUAUUACUACAGCUUGGCGAGCAAGUCUGAGGAGCCCCCGGGGUGCAGGCAGGGGGCCGAGGUGGCAUGUACCUGA
Messenger RNA from Galeopterus variegatus (Sunda flying lemur), 1956 nucleotides. Its product is annotated as tyrosine-protein kinase ZAP-70-like. Gene Ontology annotation, biological process: protein phosphorylation; intracellular signal transduction; cell surface receptor protein tyrosine kinase signaling pathway. Gene Ontology annotation, molecular function: signaling receptor binding; ATP binding; non-membrane spanning protein tyrosine kinase activity. The record is from RefSeq and is a predicted model, not a curated record. Gene Ontology annotation, cellular component: cytoplasm; extrinsic component of cytoplasmic side of plasma membrane. NCBI's taxonomy places the organism in Eukaryota, Metazoa, Chordata, Mammalia, Dermoptera, Cynocephalidae.